AUUGCAGGAGUAAAAACACAUGAACUCUGUGCUGAUACAGAGUUUGAUUUAACACACCGAUGUUGGAGUGAAGUAAAUGUGUGUCCUGCUGUAAUCUGGAGAAGGAGACAUGACCUCCAACAUGUGUCUGGAAAACAGGACUUAAAGAAAGACGAGAGAAUGAUGAAGAGAAAGAGAUCAGACUCACCAGAACCCAGCUGUGUGUCCAUGAAGAGUGACCGGUCAAUGGGUUGUCCAAUUUACUUCAGAGACGGAGCCAGUUCUCCUGAUGUGAGACCACAACAGAAGAAAUCAAACCUCAGCAGAAAUCAGCUGGACUCCAUAUUCAAGGAGCUGGAACACAAAGUCAUCACUCUGAUAAAGAAUGAGCUGAAGAGGUUUAGGAAGCUCCUGAGUCCAGAUUACCCAGCAUGCACUGAGAGGGAGGUGGAGGAUGAGGAGGAUCUGCACAGUGUCAGAGACGGAGCGCUGAAGAUCACACUGCACGUCCUGAAGAACAUGAACCACACAGAUCUCGCUAACACACUGCACAACAAACUCACCUCUGUGUACCAGACAAAGCUGAAAUCCAGCCUGAGAGAGAAGUUUAAAAGAAUUAAUGAAGGAAUCUCACAGCAUGGAAGCUCAGCAAUUCUGAAUGACAUCUACACAGAUCUCUACAUCACAGAGGGCUGGAGUGGAGACGUCAAUAAUGAACAUGAGAUGAGGGAGAUUGAGACAGCAUCCAGGAGACCAGCAACGCAGGAGACACCCAUCAAAUGUAAUGAUCUCUUUAAAGACAAGUCCAUCCGAAGUGUGCUGACUAAAGGAGUUGCUGGAAUUGGAAAAACAGUCUCUGUGCAGAAGUUCAUUCUGGACUGGACUGAAGGAAAAGCAAAUCAGGACGUCACCUUCAUGUUUCCACUUCCCUUUAGAGAGCUGAAUCUGAUGAAGCAGAAACAUCUCAGUCUGAUGGAUCUUCUUCAUCACUUUUUCCCAGAAAUGAGAAAACUACAAUUAAUAGACUCCUAUAAAGUGGUGUUGAUUUUUGAUGGUCUGGAUGAGUGUCGACUUCCUCUAAAUUUCCAGAAGAAUGAGAGAUUGUGUGAUGUGACAGAGUCAGUCUCAGUGGAUGUGCUACUGUCAAACCUCAUCAAGGGGAAUCUUCUUCCCUCUGCUCUCCUCUGGAUAACCUCUCGACCAGGAGCAGCCAAUCAGAUCCCUCCUGACUGUCUAGACCAGGUAACAGAGGUAAGAGGGUUCAGUGAUCCUCAGAAAGAGGAGUACUUCAGGAAGAGGAUCAGUGAUCAGAGCCUGGCCAAUAAAAUCAUCUCACACAUGAAGUCUUCAAGAACCCUCUACAUCAUGUGCCACAUCCCAGUCUUCUGCUGGAUCUCAGCCACUGUUCUAGAGAGAAUGCUGGGUGAAGCAGAGCAUGGAGAGAUCCCCAAGACUCUGACUCAAAUGUUCACACACUUCCUGAUCUUUCAGAUCAAACACAAGGACCAAAAGUACCAUCAGAAAUGUGACCCUGAUCCUCAGCAGACCAGAGAGAGUAUCCUGGCACUGGGAAAACUGGCUUUCCAACAGCUGGAGAAAGGAAACCUGAUCUUCUAUGAGGAAGACCUGAGAGAGUGUGGCAUUAAUGUCAGAGAAGUGUCAGUGUACUCAGGAGUGUGUACCCAAAUCUUCAGAGAGGAGUUUGGGCUUCAUCUGGGGAAGGUGUUCAGCUUUGUACAUCUGAGUGUGCAGGAGUUUCUGGCUGCUUUAUACGCAUUUCUCUGCUUUAUUUUUAAAAAGAACAAUGUGUUAGUGGAACAAAGCAUUGGACUUUUUAAUUUCUUCAGGAAGUCAAAAAUGUCUGAUCUCCUCAGGAGUGCAGUGGACAAGGCCUUACAGCGUGAGAAUGGACAGCUGGACCUGUUCCUCCGCUUUCUUCUGGGUCUCUCACUGGAGUCCAAUCAGACUCUCUUACGAGGCUUAAUGCCACAGACAGGAUGCAGCUCUCACACCAAACAGGAAACAGCAGAGUACAUCAAGGAGAAGAUCAAGGAGAAUCCAUCUCCAGAGAAAUCCAUCAAUCUGUUUCACUGUCUGAAUGAACUGAAUGAUCAUUCUCUAGUGCAGGAAGUACAACGUUACCUGAACAGAGGAGGUAACAGUUGUCUCAGUGGAACCAGACUCUCUCCUGCUCAGUGGUCAGCUCUGGUGUUUGUGUUACUGAACUCAGAUCAGGAGCUGGAUGUGUUUAAUUUGAGAAAAUAUCACCCAUCAGAGGAAUGUCUUCUGAAGCUGCUACCAGUGGUCAAAGCCUCCAGAAAAGCUGUGCUGUGGAGGUGUAAACUGACAGAGGAAAGCUGUAGAGUUCUGUCCUCAGUUCUCAGCUCAAACUCCUCCAGACUGAGAGAACUUAACCUGAGUGACAAUAACCUGCAGGAUUCAGGAGUGAAGCUGCUCUCUGCUGGACUGGAGAAUCCACACUGUCCGCUGGAGAUACUGAGGAUGCAGUGCUGCAGUAUUACAGGUGAAGGUUGUGCUGCUCUGGCUUCUGCUCUGAGGUCAAACUCCUCAUCACACCUGAGAGAACUGAAUCUGAACGGUAAUAAUCCAGGAGAAUCAGGAGUGAAGCUGCUCUCUGAUCUACUGAAGGAUCCACACUGUAACCUGGAGACACUACAGCUGUGGAGGUGUAAACUGACAGAUGAAAGCUGUAGAGUUCUGUCCUCAGUUCUCAGCUCAAACUCCUCCAGACUGAGAGAACUGAACCUGAGUAACAAUAACCUGCAGGAUUCAGGAGUGAAGCUGCUCUCUGCUGGACUGGAGAAUCCACACUGUACACUGGAGAUACUGAGGAUGCGUUACUGCAGUAUUACAGGUGAAGGUUGUACCGCUCUGGCUUCUGCUCUGAGGUCAAACUCCUCAUCACACCUGAGAGAACUGAAUCUGAACGGUAAUAAUCCAGGAGAAUCAGGAGUGAAGCUGCUCUCUGAUCUACUGAAGGAUCCACACUGUAACCUGGAGACACUACACAUUGAGAGUCGUAAACUCACCAGGACUGACAUAUGACAUGAGUCUCACCUCAAACCUCUUCUCCAGGAUAAAGCAGUUUUGGUGAAGUGUUAGUUUGUUGGAACAUGGCAGUGAAACAGAUGAUUGAUUGUAAUAUUGAUUUAAUCUUGUUUUUAUUUUUAAAAAUGUGUUCGUUUUUUGCUAAUAUGUUUUAAUAGUAACAGUAAUGGUUUGACUAUUUAAGAUAUUUAGAUAUUGUAAAUAGACAUGUGCCAUAUCAGCGGCAUACAGUAAGAGCAUGAUGAGGAAGGAGAGACUUCCUGAUUUGGUGAAUCCUGUCACCAUGGAGCAGUCAGAGGACAGUGAGACCGGACACUGCACAACAACUCUCUAUUACUUACUGACUUUAUCUUAUCACUCAAACACCACACAUUAAACACCACACACAAUCUGUAUCUGAACAAGUCAUUACUCAUUUAGUGAGUUAUUUCUGUAAAGGAGAAGAGAAAAGGUGACAUUAAGACAUGAAGAUGAUUUGAGAAAUACAUUAAAUCACAUUUUAACAUGGCUAUACUACAUCAUUGUUCAAUACUGCAGCUGUUCACUGUACAGUUUAAUUUAGUUAAUCCACAGGAGCUUUUACUCCAUCUCUCAUUCUAAGGUUCUCUCUCUCUCUCUCUCUCACACACACACACACACACACACACACACACACGCGCGCGCGCGUGCGCAGGUGAAGGUCUGAGGUUUGGAGGAAGUCUGCAUUCUGUCCAACACUUUUCAGUUUCUUCUUUAUUAAAUAAUUACUGCUUGAUUAAGUGUUGUUUUUUAAAUAACUUUAAAAUAACUGGAUACUAUUAAAGUUCAUUUAUUUAUAU
Molecule: messenger RNA, 3866 nt
Organism: Ictalurus furcatus (blue catfish)
Lineage: Eukaryota; Metazoa; Chordata; Actinopteri; Siluriformes; Ictaluridae
Product: NACHT, LRR and PYD domains-containing protein 3-like
Exons: 11
Coding region: 160-3045 (961 amino acids)
Molecular function (GO): protein binding
Source: RefSeq, a predicted model, not a curated record